Molecule: messenger RNA, 2327 nt
Organism: Linum tenue
Lineage: Eukaryota; Viridiplantae; Streptophyta; Magnoliopsida; Malpighiales; Linaceae
Source: the annotation of a GenBank genome assembly
UAGGAGGAUUCAUGGAGAACAGAACAGGGGAGCUGAUCACCUCUUGAAGUCAUUCAAAGGAUUCAGAGUCAAAUUGAUUUGUUCCAAGCUGCUGGUACCAGACAAGGCUGCCCACCUACUACCCGCUGCUCCGUCUUCCGGCCAACCUUUCCCUCCCUCAUAAGCCAAUCAAAAUUCAAUCUCCUGCUGCGCCACACCAGCUACUACUCCGCCGGCAAACCGUAAAAAAUGUCGCCGUCAUCUUCCGCUGAAGACUCCUCAUCUCCGGCGGUCAUCACCUGUAAAGCGGCGGUGGCGUGGGGCGCCGGAGAGCCGCUGGUAAUGGAGGAAGUUGAAUUGAGUCCGCCGCAUCCCCACGAGAUUCGGAUCAAAGUCUUCUCUUCAUCUCUCUGCCGCUCCGACAUCUCCGCUUGGGAAUCUCAGUUGCUGCAGGCAAUAUUUCCAAGGAUAUUUGGCCACGAAGCAUCAGGGAUUGUUGAGAGCAUAGGAGAAGGGGUGACCGAGUUUAGAGAAGGGGAUCAUGUGCUCACUGUGUUCACAGGAGAAUGUAGGACUUGCAGGCAGUGCACAUCUGGGAAAAGCAAUGUGUGCCAGGUGCUAGGGUUGGAAAGAAGAGGUGUGAUGCAUAGUGAUCAGAAGACUCGGUUCUCAAUCAAAGGGAAGCCCGUAUUCCAUUACUGCGCUGUUUCGAGUUUCAGUGAGUAUACGGUGGUCCACUCUGGUUGUGCCGUCAAAGUUAGCCCAAAUGCACCUCUGGAGAAGAUUUGCCUUCUUAGCUGUGGAGUUGCUGCAGGCUUAGGUGCAGCUUGGAAUGUUGCUGCUGUAUCUGAGGGAUCAACUGUGGUGAUCUUCGGUCUUGGAACUGUUGGCCUCUCAGUUGCCCAAGGCGCUAGACUCAAAGGCGCAUCUCGUAUAAUUGGUGUGGACACUAACCCUGACAAAUGCGAGAAAGCAAAGGCUUUUGGAGUUACAGAGUUCAUCAACCCAAAUGUCAUAUUAUUGAACUUUCUUUCCCAGGUUAUAAAGCGAAUCACCGAUGGAGGAGCAGAUUACUCAUUUGAAUGCAUAGGCGACACUGGGAUGAUAACUACUGCUUUACAAUCAUGCUGUGAUGGAUGGGGGUUGACAGUCACUCUAGGUGUACCAAAAGUGAAGCCCGAGAUGUCUGCCCAUUAUGGCUUGUUGCUUACGGGAAGAACACUCAAGGGAACCAUAUUUGGAGGGUGGAAACCUAAAUCUGAUCUCCCUUCUUUAGUCGACAUGUACAUGAACAAGGAAAUCGAGGUUGACAAGUUCAUUACACAUGACCUUCCAUUCGAGGAUAUCAACACAGCCUUUAGCCUCAUGAGAGAAGGGAAGUGCCUUCGCUGUGUUAUUCACAUGCCCAGAUAACUACCUCUCUAGUCUCUUCUUUGUCCCAAGGAAACGGAUUCCGAAGAGGAAAAGGAAAACUUGAUUACCAAGGAAAUACCCGUACUAGGCUUUCCCAAUUCCUUCGUCUAUAAAUAUAGACGAACUAAAUCGAAUCUUCCAUCCUCUACAAACGACCAGCAGAUUUCCGCGUGUUGCCAAAUUACAGUUCUGCCUUUGCUUUGGCCUCUUCGCAAACCCUAGAAAUCAAAGCUUCCGCCACCGUCGUCGCCAUGAUCGCCGGCCAACACACCGACGACACACCCGCCGUCCCCACCGCUACCACCGGCGGGAAGCGUCGGAAGAUCGAGAUCAAGCGAAUCGAACAGCAGUCCAGCCUGUUCGUGGCGUUCUCCAAGCGAAGGACGGGGUUGUUCGGGAAGCUGGACAAGUUCUGCAAGAUGAGCCCACGGGGGACGGAGGCGGCGAUUGUGACCUUCUCGCCGGCGGCCAACAAGGCCCACGCGCAUGGGUCCCCGUCCGUGGAUCCCGUCCUCCAGCGGUUCCUGGACUAUAUGGCCGGUGCGGAGGCGCCGGCGAGAAAGCGGCCGGAGAGAAGUAGGCUGUCGAUUGUGGCGGCGGAGAGAAGAGACGGCGACGAGGACGGAAGUGGGGUUUCCUGCGCGGAGGAGUCGAUGGAAUUGGAGGAGCUGAAAGAGUCAGAAGCGGCGCUGUUGAGAGUGAAGAGAGAUUUGGAGAUGAGAAUGUCGGAGGAUUUGAUCAGGGAAUCUCGCACCAAGAAAUUCUUGUAGCUCGGUUUCUUGGGUUUAGGAAAUUAGGAAGGGAGGAAGGCAUAGGCUUGUAUUCAUGAAUACACGGAUUUUCUUUUUUGACCUACUUUUGAUUUGAAUACACAGAUUCUGUAAAGCAACGGCAAUUCUUAUUGAGAAACUAAGCGGAUUACGUUCACAAGUGCA